GAGAAGCUCCGCCCCUCCAGCAGCUGUCGCGGGAGCUGGAGGCAUCAGAGACCCCAAGCCUUCUUGGGCCGGCGCCCAGAGGUUUUCUGUGCCCCCAGCCCCGCAGGUCAGCAGCACUGGGUGGCGAGGCGGCUCUGUCCCGCGCCCGGGAGAGGCCGGGCUAGCCGGGGCUUAGGAAGCAUCCCAGGCCCGCGCGGCGGCGCUGAUUCCUGGAAGCACGUCGGUCGGAGGCGGUGGAGCGAGCCCGGAGGCUAAGCCGGGCGGAGGAGCGGAGUCACGCGCUCGGGACCAUUGCUCGCUCCCUCGGCUCAGAGGACCCCCCCAGCUGAGCUGGGCCGCGUAGGGAAACUAUGCCAGGAAUUCGGCCCGGAACCGGCAGGGGUGGGGAGCGUGGUGCAGUCCGAGUGACCCGACCCGCGGGCCUCAGGACGUUAAACAGCCGCGGCUCCCUAGUCCUGCGGGGUGAGGUGCGGGAGCUUCGGACUCUACGCCUCAGCUUCGCCUCUUGAGCCUGGCGUCCCCACCCUGGCUGCUUGGCCUGAUAGGGACAGAGGUACCCGGAGAGGUGAAUAAAAGCAGUCUGCUGAUAAUUCAGUCUGAAGAAAGCACUUCGUUCCUGCUCUCUGGGGUGUGUGGUUUCCAGGGACCGUUGCCUGGUUACCAUCCAUCUCAAGGGCCAGUCAUGGGGCCUGGCCCUUAGUAGGGACUCGGGACUCUUUUGCUGAUGAGAUGGGUGAGCGAAUUUUGCACAGCCUCCCAGCACAGCCCAGAAUGCAGUGAGGACAACCAAAACAGGUCCUCUCAGCUUCUGUGCCUACUGCCGUGGCCUUGGUGGCAGGCACCCUCCCUCCGGGGUCAGUCCAGGGCUCUCCCCACCCAUGCAGUCCCUCACUCCCACCAGUGAGGGACUCAGUGGCCCCCUUUUGGCGGCCUACUCUCGUCCCGCCUUCAAAUUCCAGCCUCGAAGAGAAAGUGUAGACUGGAGGCGCAUUAGCGCCCUGGACGUGGACCGCGUGGCAUGGGAGCUGGAUGUGGCCACUCUGCAAGAGAACAUUGCCAGUGUCACCUUCUGCAACUUGGAUGGGGAGGUGUGCAGCCGCUGUAGGCAGCCGGUGGACCCGGCGCUGCUCAAGGUGGUGCGGCUGGCACAGCUCAGCAUCGAGUACCUGCUGCACUGUCAGGAUUGCCUGAGCACCAGUGUGGUCCAGCUAGAGGCACGGCUGCAGGCCAGCCUGGGCCAACAGGAGCAUGGCCGCCAGGAGCUGGGCCGCCAGGCUGACGAGCUCAAGGGUGUGCGGGAGGAGAGCCGCCGGCGGCGCAAGAUGAUCAACACCCUGCAGCAGCUGCUCCUGCAGACAGGUGCCCAGAGCUACCACACGUGCCACUUGUGUGACAAGACGUUCAUGAAUGCCACCUUUCUCCAGGGCCACAUGCAGCGCAGGCAUGCGGGCAUGGUGGAAUGCGGAAAACAGAAGAAUCAGGAGCAGCCCAUAGAGGAGGUGUUAGAAGAGCUGCGGGCCAAGCUAAAGUGGACCCAAGGGGAACUGGAAGCCCAGAGGGAGGCAGAGAGGCAGCGGCAGGUCCAGGAAGCAGAGAUCAUGCGUCAGAGGGAAACGGAAAUUAAGAAAGAAUUUGAUGAAUGGAAAGAAAAAGAGCAGGCCAAAUUAUAUGAGGAAAUAGACAAGUUCAAAAAAUUACUUUGGGAUGAAUUUAAAAGCAUUAGCAACCAAAACUCUGCACUAGAAGAGAAGCUGCAGGCACUGCAGUCCUAUGGUGUGAUGAAGUCCAACCUCGGGUCCCUGCAGGAUGAGGAGCCCAAGGAGCAACUCAUUCAGGCUCAGGAGCUGCAGGCCUUAAAGGAGAAGAGAACAGAAUGGAAGAGGAAAAUGAAGGCCCUGAAGGAAAAGCAUAUAGCUCAGAAGAAGGAGGUGCAGGCCCUAUGGGCACUGGACACCCAAAGGUCCCUUCUGUGCCACCAGCUGCAGGAGCAGGACAAGAGGCUCCAGGAGCGGGACCAGAGGCUCCAGGAACGGAACCAGACGCUCCAGGAGCAGAAGCAUACGCUCCUGGAGCAGAAUGAGAUGCUCCAGGAGCAGAACGAGAGGCUCGAAAAGCAGAACCAGAGACUCUGGGAGCAGAACAACAAGAGGCUCCAGAAGCAGAGGAAAGCAGCUGCUCAGACCCAGCACCAGAUCACUGCCCUCCAUGCCCAGCUCCAGGAACAAGCGAGGCGGAUUGCCGCCAAUGAGGAGAUGAUCCAGACCAUGUCUCUCAAGAAGUUGGAGGCUGGGGAUGGGUUCCAAAGCCCUGGAGCCACUAAUCACUCCUCAGAGAUCCGCAAGGAUCCGAAGACUGAGGACACAGAAGAGGACUCUUCUGAGAAAGAGCUGGAAGACCACCUCAGGGCACAGUGGCAGAUGCUGGCAGUUCUAAAGCACAACCGCGUCUUGCUGAACCAGUUCCGGUCAGUCUUGGAGGAAGUCCUGGAAGAGAGGCUACACGGCAUGGGGAUAAAGAGAGAUGCAAAAGGAAUCUCUGCUCAGACCUUCGGACACCUGGAGCCUCUGGUACGAACCGGGCGAGAGCAGAAGGCACGGAAGUUUCCUGAAUUUCUGAGUCUAAGGAAGAAGUUCAUCAAGGUAGUCACCAGGAAAGUGAAGGAGAGACAGAGGAGUGGGUCUGCAGUGUCCCAGCCAGAUGGCAAAGCUUCAGUCAAAAAUCCACGGAACCCUCUGGUCAUCAAAGAGGCCCACCCAAAGGCCAGGAUCCAGCAUGUGGCAUUGCCAUCCAAGCCAGCAGAGCCCCCAAUGACAACUCUUCAGAGAGGUGGUAACCCAAGGCCCACCCCUGCUCCACGCUCCAGAGCCCCCAGACCCUCGGGCACCCCUGCUUGCCCAGGGCCUGGGCUGAGCAGCACGCCCCCAUUCAGUUCUGAAGAGGACCCAGAGAAGGAUGCCGUGUCUCGUGCAUCUCUCCAGCCCACACAAGCUCCUUUGAGGACAGGGCCCUGGCUGGAGGAUGACUGGGACUGGUGUGACACUGAGACCUCCAAGGGCAGUGCCCAGCUCUCUGGCAAGGGCUCAGGUGGUCUGUCUUCUGAAUCAGGAACACUGGUGCAGUCGAUAGUCAAAAACCUUGAGAAGCAGCUGGAUGCUCCGGCCAAGAAGCCCGCUGGAGGGGUCAGCCUGUUCUUAACGCCCAAGGCUGGGCCACAGCAGACUGCUGUGUCAGGAAGGAAGCCUCAGCUUUCUGAAGAUGAGAGUGACUUGGAAAUCUCAUCCUUGGACGAUCUCCUCCAGGACCUGAGUCCGAAAGACAGACCCAAGCUCUUGCACCCAAAGCUCCCAGAGGAGUUUGGCGCCAGCUCUUGGACCCCCAGUCAACCCAGGGUGUCUGCCUGGUGAUCAAAUCUCGGAGCCUGGGAGCCAGAGGACCAGCCUUGUUGCCCAGCCUGGUGGGGUGAGCUCUGGCCCCACCCAACAGAUGGGGCUGCUGGGCUUCUUGUCUUCACAGGUGACCAAGAGGUCUCCUUCCCAGGAGAGAAGCAGGGCAAAAGACAGAUAUGAUUUUUCAUGCCCCUCUGUGAGGGGCCCUGCCCGAGUGCCAGGGGUGCCUGGCAGUGCCUCCAGAUCCAGGGCUGAGAAUGGGUUGUAACAAGACCUUGGAGCAGCAUCCUUCCUCCACCUGCAAGUUCACUCCAGACCGGAAGGAGAUACGCCAUCUCUACUCUGGAGUGUUUUGUAAAUGCAGAAGCACUGUAGAGAUGGGUCUUUUAUGGGGUUCUUUUAGGGACAUAGCCUGAGUCAGUGAUUGAUCCAAAGCCAUUGGCUGAGGUCCUCUGGCUUCUCACUGCUGAGAUGGGGUGCAGGCAGUGGCGGUGGGGGGGGGGGGAAAGCGGCACAGAAAGUAAUCAUAGUCUAGUGACAGAGAUUAGGAAGUUAUGGGAACACAGAUGGAGCCUCCCAGUGCAGCCUGGGGUGACCCUGGAGGGCUUCCCAGAACUGAGGUCCAGCAGAACCUGCUCCUGGGUGGGAGGGAAGGGGGGGCAACUUGGCUGGGGCCUCAAAGCCCCAAAGGACUACAACUUAAAUUUUUAAUUGGCCUGCCCUGCAGCAGGAGUGGCCAGGACCUCCUGCCCCUACCCUGCUCGGCCAUUGGCUGGGAUGGCCCAGGAGAGUGAGACCUGGUUGAAUAGCCAUUUUCUUCCCUAAAGGGAAAUGCAACCAUGCACCUCUGGGCCUCACAUGCAGAGGGAAGAGCGUGAUGAGCCCACAUCCCCAACACGCAGCUCUAACCAUCCUCAACUCCACUCAUGGCUUGUCUUGCUUCAUCUAUCUCUCCCCACGACCUCAGGUCUCUUCCCCUCCCCAGGUCUCCCUCCAGGCUUCUUUUGACCUUUGGGUGGCUCUAAUAUCUGGACUAAGCCCUGAAGUUCUAGCAGGAGGAAUGAGAGGAAGAGAGGAGGAAAGGCAUUGCGGAGGGCAGGGGGGAUCUGGGCCCGGAGGUGGCUUGGGGCUAUCAUGAUACCAGGCUGUUCAGGGAGCCGGAGAACAGCUUAUGAAGGUGCUCAUGGAGGCUGGGCGGGAGCUCAGUUCUCUUUGUGGAUCUCACACCUUGGAGCAGCUGAGAAUGUGUAUGCCAGCGUGGUGGUGUGAGGCGGGGAAGAGGAGUGGUGGUGGGGGUUCGUUCCUCUCUCAGGAUUCUGCCAACAAAGUCAUGCUGUCCUCCUCACAGGCUUUGGGCAAGGGAGGUAUAAAAAGAUGCUCAUGGGGUCUCUUGCCGCAUGCUCGUUUCUCCCUGCACAUCCUGGUGUCCCGUAGCUCCGAGGGUACCACUGAGGCCAGCCCCCACAACACCAUGCAUGCCGGGAUCUCUGCUUUUUGGCCUCUGGGUUGUCUCUGAUGUGGGAGGCUGCCCAGGCUACUUGCAGGUACAACCUGGACAUGUUGGAGACUUUACCAGGGCAGCCUUCACCUGGGAUGGAAUGGGAGUUGGUGAGUAAUUGCUCCAGGAUUCCUGGCGCUUUGGUGGGACCACUGAGAGGUUUAUUCCUCAGCUUCUCAAAGUCCUCAAUGGGAGUGGAUCCCAGUCGCCUUCAGCAAUUAUGCCUUACCAAUGUCACCCUUCAUUGGCCUUUCUCCCUUCAAUUUUAUUUUUCUCACUCUCUCACUUCUUCCUGGGGGCAUCUCUGAAAUAAAUGAACCUGUACCCGAGUCCUUGCCUCGGGCUCUGCUUUCAGGGGACUCAAAUGAAUAGAUGUGAGCCCCCGUGUAUUUUGCCCGUGGUCACACAUGCUGGUGAUAAUCACCUGUGAAGAAUGACUCUCUUCCUGGAUGUCCUUAUGAAAUUCUACGUUUUCAAAUGAGUUUUUCUAUUUACUCUGGAGACUAACGUAUUAGUUUUGAAUUUCUAUGCUGUUUACCCCUCCCCACGUUCAAAUACAUUAAAUUUGGGUGGGAGGCAAGACUUAGCAGAACUUUGAACACAGGUGUAUCAGGGUUUUCCAGAGAAACAGAAGCAAUGGGAUAUAGCUAUAGAUACAGAUGUAGAUAUAGAUACAAAGAAGAGGAAAGUUAUUAGAGGGAUUAGCUCAUGCGGUUAAGAAGACUGAGAAGUCUCAUGAUCUGCUGUCCUCAGGCUGGAGCACAAGGAAAGCCAGUAGUGUCAGCCUUGGAGAUUCAAGGCCCAGGACCCGGGAGCUCUUGUGUCCAAGGGCAGGUGAAGAUGGACAUCCCAGCUCAAGAAGAGAGAGUUAAAUCAUCCUUCCUCCUUCCUCUGUGUUCUUUUUUAAAAAAAAUUAAUAAAUUUUAUUAUAAUUGUACAACCAUCAUCACAA
This is a messenger RNA of Sus scrofa (pig), 5836 nucleotides long. It is a transcript of the gene DZIP1L, whose product is annotated as DAZ interacting zinc finger protein 1 like. NCBI's taxonomy places the organism in Eukaryota, Metazoa, Chordata, Mammalia, Artiodactyla, Suidae. Gene Ontology annotation, cellular component: cytoplasm; ciliary basal body. The record is from RefSeq and is a predicted model, not a curated record. Gene Ontology annotation, biological process: cilium assembly.